Messenger RNA from Protopolystoma xenopodis, 828 nucleotides. The record is from the annotation of a GenBank genome assembly. Lineage: Eukaryota; Metazoa; Platyhelminthes; Monogenea; Polystomatidea; Polystomatidae.
CCAGCUCCAGUUGUCUCUGGUGGCGACCGGCUUCUCCGAUGCCCUAGUGACUCGGCGUCGACAUGCCAGUCCCGAUUUCGCGCCAUCAUGAUUCUCCAAUUGGCCAUUAUUCUCUUCCAUUUCCUGACCGUUUUGUCUCGAAUGUCUGGUAGUCUCCGUGCCAGCCAAGCUCCGGUGAACCUCGAGAAACGGCUCUUGUGUCAUCAACAAAUUCAUUCUCCAUGCUGCUCUCGAGGUCCUGAUUUGUCGCCCACCCGCCGAAAUUGGUACGCCUCUACAGUUCUUAUGACACGUCGCAGCAAACUCAUAAGCUUUAUUUGUUUCCUUUCCUCAUUUAGUACCGCCUCUCUUCUUCACAUUUCCAUUCCAGAGGAUGCCCUAUUUGGUGGCUUUUCUGUCCACUCGCUCUUUCUCUCUCUCUCUCUCUAUGUGUGUUCACACCUCUUCAUCAUGCUAAUUCACUUUCACUUGCACACAUACACAUACACAGACACCACACGAGGGCCUCAUCUAAACGCAUCUAACGGUACUUGUUUUAUCCUCGAUCGGCUUAUUCGUUGGUGCCUACCGGCCGGUUGGUUGCCGACUGACUCGGUCGAGCGGGCCACAACACCAACACAACGCGUCUCUCCUUCAUUUUGUUUGCCCGGUGGCAUGGCAACCGGAUCUGCGAAAGGCCAAUGCUUGACCCACCUUCCCAUAUGCAAUAGCCCGGAUGGAUGCAUCUUGCCACGGUCCCGAGCAGACAUGGAUGAACGCACAUGCACAGUUGCUUGUCUCGAUGACUUUUUUCUGCGUCGAAAAAUUAUCAAGACGGUUUUGCCAUGA